Messenger RNA from Brassica napus (rape), 2490 nucleotides. RefSeq lists its product as uncharacterized. The transcript is spliced from 2 exons. Lineage: Eukaryota; Viridiplantae; Streptophyta; Magnoliopsida; Brassicales; Brassicaceae. The coding region runs from base 1281 to 2342 and encodes 353 amino acids. The record is from RefSeq and is a predicted model, not a curated record.
UUCUGUGUAUAGUAAACACUUUUCAAGUUUGAUUUGAUUUUAUGAAGUGUUUAAUUAGAUAAAUAAGUUUAGGGGUUAUGUUUAGGGUGUGGACGACUUAUAUUUCAGUCGUCUGUUGAAUAAUUUACACGGACGACGUAUAUUUCAGUCGUCCACAUCGUACCGAACCUUUAAUUUUACCAAUGUACGUUUUAACCUAACCGGAUCAUUUACCGGACAUAUAAAAGCUAUUUUUUCACUAUUUCACAACUUUACGAAACCCUAGCGCCGUUUCUCUCCAACGGCGAUUUCGAAGGCGAUAAGACGAAAACCCUACCGUGGUCGUGUUCCGCCGUUAUCUUCGCCGGUAAUCUCUCCGAUUACGACGAAUCUCGUUUCUCCUUCAUGCCGUAGAGUAUUUUUGUAGUUUAAACUGACCGUCCGCUUCUUUUUUUCAGAUCUGAAAUCUCGUUUGCCAAACUCCGCCGCCGGUAUGUUAUUUCUCAUGUAUUAAGGCAUUUAGCCGCCGGAAAACCCUAAAUAUUUUAGUAUUGAUUCUUCUUUUCCCUUCGAUUUGCAGAUCUGUAACGGCUUGGGGCCACAUCUUCUCCGACCAUAUCUUCUCGGACAAUAUAUUCUCCAACUGUAAGUCAUUCGUCUUUUGUUUAAAAGAUUUUGAGAUUGUUGUAGUCUUUUGCUGAAAGAUUACUCAGACGACUUCCCGGAAGUGAGAAGACUACUUGGACGACUUCCUGGAAGUCGUCCAAGUAGUGUUCUCACUUCCUGGAAGUCGUCUGAGUAGUCUUCUCACUUCAUGGAAGCCGUCUGCAAGUCUUCUAUAGCAUUUAGCAUAGUGCGCAACCUAUGUGUUUGAGAUGGUUGUUUGAGAUGGUUGUUUGUGAUUAUUUGCAGGCCUUAAAAUGGAUUUACCAGAAUUCCCGCCGAGGAUAUUUACAUUAGGAGAAGAGCCUGAUGCAAUCAGGAGCAUUUCGUAUCAUUCUGAUGACAUGAAGUUGUUUAAAUCUCUAUGUGAUUGUCUCACAGUUGACGAAUAUGAGGAUCUGAAGGCGUCGAAGUUAGGAGUGUUCAUCAAAUUCAAGGAGCUUGACUUUGGUUGGACUUCAAGGCUGGUACAUUUUAUGCUCUCUUUCCAGCUAGACAUCAAGAAGAAGUUUGAGCUCUAGAGUCUUGUCGUUUCACAACAUGUGAGGUUUUCACUAAUAGAGUUUGAACACCUCACUGGGCUGAACUGCGAUUACAUCAAGGACCUGGAAAAUCCAAGGUGUGAGGUUACGACGGAGAUGGCUGCUUUCUGGGAGAAGAUGCGUGUUGAUAUCGAUACUGGGCCAAAUAUUGAACAGAUAACAGAAGCAUUUUACAACUGCGACGAGUGGUCUCGGGAUGAUCGCAUGCGGCUGGGAUACCUUGCCAUCUACGCAGGGUACAUCGAAGGGAAAAAGUUCUCAUCCGCUACAUCAGCUAGUCUUGCAAGGCUAGUGAUGGAUUUAGAAAAAUUUGAGAAUUAUCCAUGGGGAAGAGUGGCGUUUAAGGUGCUGAUGGAUUCUCUGAAGGCAAAAGACUUGACGCAAACUGGUUACACUGUUGAUGGGUUCAUACAAGUGCUCCAAGUGUGGGCGUACUAUGCUCUGCCAGAGUUGGGUGCUAAUUAUGGGUCUCCCAUACCAAACAGACCGUCUCCACUGUUGCUGGCUUACAAGGGUGGCAAAAGACAACGCAAAUUUUUUAAGGCUGCUAUCAAUAAACAGACUAUCGUGAAGAACUUCGUUCAGAAGGCUUUUGAUGAAAUGUUUCCAAAAUGGGACGGAGACGUAGAUGACCCUGCCGCGGAUAACAUAAUUAAAGUCAUGUUUAAUGAUCCUGGAUGGGAGUGGACCAUGGAAUGCUGGCCAGUCACCGGUACUCGUAAGGUUGUGAAGAUGGAAGUGAGUCCAGUGAAGAAUGAAGUGAGUCCCGUGAAGUCAGAGAGUGUUGUGAAGGAAGAAAGUAGCAGACCUCGGAAGAAAGCUCGUAAAAGGUCUUCUGUUUCUGCUGAGACACCUGCGGCGGGUAGUGAAGGGAUGACGCAUCAGCAGAUUGAAAAGUCCUUGAAAGACAUAUCUGAUGCCAUUAAUCUUGGCUUUGGGACGUGCCUUAAGGAGCUCAAGUUACUGGCGGAUAGGAUGGUAGCUGUGGAGAAGAAGGUGGGAAUCACCAACAGAGGGGGUUUAUCUGAUGAUCGUCAACUUACAACCACUUCAAAUCCACCAAAACCUGUUGAAGAACCCGGGGUUAGUACCAAAACCUCUCCCAAAAUUGCAGAGAAGAGAGUCACUAGGCAAAGUGUUAGGAAGAGUCAGGACUGAUGUGCUUUGUUUCUUGUGUGCUUUGAUGAACAUGUGUGCUUUGUUUCUAGUGUGCUUUGAUGAACAUGAACCACUGUAUGCCUUGAUUCUGAACAUGUGUGCUUUGUUUCUAGUGUGAAUUUGAUCUUUGCUGUAAGGGCUUUUGUUA